CUCUGUUGAGGGGGAGAGCCAGCGCUGCACAGGGACAGAGAGCCGGAGAAGGAGUGUGCAUGUGUGUUUGAGGAAGCAAAACGGUGAUUUCAGCUCAAGUAGAGAAGCGCUUAUGGGAUGCGAGUGAGUACAAACAACAAGUUCAACCCUUCAGAAUCAAUUCUCAAAGUCUGACUGUAAAGAAAAACGAAAUUCAAAGGGUCUGUAGUGGCAGAGCAAUGUAAUACCACUCCCAGAGGACUAUCCGGAGAGCUAACAAGUGCAGGAUCGGCUCCAAAGCUAAAACCCCCAUGCAUUACGAACUCUAGAGUCUUACAAGAAACAGUCGAGACUAGCGUGGAGAGGUUUAGAAAUUUCAGCACCUGCUGACAAUGUCUUUCACGAUGGUGCGACAGGCUCCCAGCCGAUACCUGUACUCGGAGAUCUCAAUGAUGUCGGAGGACGAUGAAAACGGAAGCGAGAGCUCGGGCUCCGACGACCGCUCGUUUCGCUUGGACGCCUCGGGGUACGACGUUAAAGUCGGAAGAAAGAGAAAACCUGGAGUAAGUGGAGGCGGACGGAUGAUUGGGCAACCACCCAUUUCCGCCAGCUUUAUCGGUCCGUUGCCCGAGGGCCGUCAACGCAACGCAGCCAACGCACGGGAGCGGGACCGCACCAAUAGCGUCAACACGGCCUUCACCGCAUUGAGGACUCUCAUCCCCACGGAGCCCGCCGACCGGAAGCUGUCAAAGAUCGAGACCUUACGGUUGGCAUCCAGUUACAUAUCUCACCUGGGAAACGUUCUCCUGGUGGGCGAAGCGUGCGGAGACGGCCAGCCGUGCCACAGCGGAGGGCCCUCGACCUCAAACUACUACCACCACCACCACGGCUCGCCCAGCCGGGACUCGGAGAACUCGCAGCCCAAACAGAUCUGCACGUUUUGCCUCAGCAACCAGAGGAAAGUGAGCAAAGACAGAGAGAGGAAAUCCGCCCUGAGGAGUUAAGCCACGACGUGAAUGGAUUUACAAAACAUUAGCAUCACCAGUGUACAAAAACUGUUGACUGCAAAUGCAAUGUUAUGGUGUAUAUAUGCAAAUAUCAAUUCAUAUUUAAUUAUUUGUAAAUCGCCUUUGGACUGGAGCAUUUUUAUUGGAGGAAAAAACAACAAAACAUUAUGACUGGAAAAAGACCAGACUGCAGCAACUUGAUUACGCAAGAGCUGAACAUCCCGCUACAGACUUCCAUCUUUUCCAUGCUUUUACACACCAAGCUACACAAAAUGUUUAUCUUUGACCACAGGGAGUUGAGGUAAAGCUAUUCGCCAAAGACCAUCCAAAGAAGAGGACGGCAUUCACAAGGUUCACAACGAUCACAGAGAAGAAGCGUAAGGAGCCCAACUUUGCAAAGCAAACCAAUGGCAGAACAUCGUACUAUAUUAAAAAUCUAAGAGGAUUCUCGGAUUGUGCUCACUCGGAUU
Pimephales promelas (fathead minnow) is the source of this 1456-nucleotide messenger RNA. RefSeq names its product scleraxis bHLH transcription factor a (gene scxa). Gene Ontology annotation, biological process: developmental process; regulation of transcription by RNA polymerase II. NCBI's taxonomy places the organism in Eukaryota, Metazoa, Chordata, Actinopteri, Cypriniformes, Leuciscidae. The record is from RefSeq and is a predicted model, not a curated record. Gene Ontology annotation, molecular function: DNA-binding transcription factor activity, RNA polymerase II-specific; protein dimerization activity; RNA polymerase II transcription regulatory region sequence-specific DNA binding.